AUGGCACGAACAAAGCAAACCGCUCGUAAAUCAACCGGUGGAAAAGCUCCUCGUAAACAACUUGCAACUAAGGCUGCACGAAAAAGCGCUCCAGCUGCUGGUGGUGUUAAGAAACCACAUCGUUAUAGACCCGGUACCGUUGCCCUUCGAGAAAUCAGACGUUACCAAAAAUCGACUGAAUUGUUGAUUCGAAAACUUCCUUUCCAACGCUUGGUUCGUGAAAUUGCACAAGAUUUCAAAACUGACUUGCGCUUCCAAAGUUCAGCCAUUGGAGCCCUUCAAGAAGCUGCUGAAGCUUACUUGGUUGCUUUAUUUGAAGAUACAAAUUUAGCGGCUAUUCACGCAAAACGUGUUACAAUUCAACCAAAAGAUAUUCAACUUGCCAGAAGACUUCGUGGAGAACGAUCUUAA
This is a messenger RNA of Funneliformis geosporum, 411 nucleotides long. Lineage: Eukaryota; Fungi; Glomeromycota; Glomeromycetes; Glomerales; Glomeraceae. The record is from the annotation of a GenBank genome assembly.